GUUUCCCUUUGGGCUCCACGGUGCAGUCGGAAACCAAAGGCAUCUGGAUGUGUUGUGUGCCCCACCCCUCCAACCCCAACCACACCCUAGUCCUUCUGGACACUGAGGGCCUGGGUGAUGUGGCAAAAGGUGAUCCUAAGAAUGACUCAUGGAUCUUUGCCCUGGCUGUGCUUCUGAGUAGCACUUUCAUCUAUAACAGCAUGAGCACUAUCAACAAUGAUGCCUUAGAGAAACUGCAUUAUGUGACAGAGUUGACAGAACUCAUCAGGGCAAAGUCUUCUCCUAGACACGGUGGAGUAGAAGAUGCCACAGAGUUUGUGAGUUUCUUUCCAGACUUUAUCUGGGCUGUACGGGAUUUCACCCUAGAGCUGAAGUUAAAUGGUCACCCUAUCACAGAAGAUGAGUACCUGGAGAAUUCCUUGAAGCUGAUUUCAGGUUUAAAUCCAGAAGCUAAAAUUUCCAACAUACCCAGGGAGUGUAUCAGGCGUUAUUUUCCAAAACGGAAGUGUUUUGUCUUUGACCGGCCAACACAAGACACAAGUCUCCUAGCCAAAGUUGAGAAUAUUUUGGAAGCUAACUGGAUCCGGCAACAAUUCCGGCAACAAUCAGAUAAUUUCUGUUAUUAUAUCUCCACCCAUGCAAAGACCAAGACCCUCAGGGAAGGAGUCAAGGUCACGGGGAAUCGGUUGGGGACUCUGGUGGUGACUUACAUAGAUACCAUCAAUAAAGGAUCAGUGCCUUGUUUGGAGAACGCGGUGACAACUCUGGCCCAGCUUGAGAACUCAGUGGCUGUGCAGAAGGCAGCUGACCACUACAGCGAGCAGAUGGGCCAGCGAGUGAUCUUUCCCACAGAUACGCUCCAGGAAUUGCUGGACCUGCACGCUGCCAUUGCAAUCUUCCUGGAGCACUCCUUCAAGGAUGACCAGAGUGAGUUUCAGAAGAAGCUCACAGAAAUCAUAAAGAAUAAGAAGGAGAGUUUAUUGCUGAAGAAUGAAGAGGCUUCUGAGAAAUAUUGCCAAUAUGUACUUGAUCAGCUUUCAAUGGCCCUAAUGGAAAGUAUUUCAGAUGGAACUUUCUCUGUUUCUGGAGGGCACAAGAACUACAGGAGAGCAAAGGAAAGGAUUGAACGGCAAUAUUGGGAAGUACCCAGAAAAGGAGUGAAAGCAACAGAGGUCUUCCAACGCUUCCUGACAUCACAAGUGUCAAUAGAGAAAUCCAUCCUGCAGGCAGAUAAAGCCCUGACCCAAGGGGAGAAGGCCAUAACAGAGGAGCGGGCCAAGAAGGAGCAAGCUGAGAAGGAACAGGAGUGGCUAAGACAGAAGCACAAGGAGCAGCAGCAGCAGAUUGAGGCGCAAAAUAGGAGUCUGGAGGAAAACAUAGUCCAACUGAGAAAGAAGCUGGAGAAGGACAGAGAUGAGGCUCUGAGAGAACAGACAAGGAUACUGGAACAGAAGCUAAAGAUCCAAGAGGAAUUGCUUAACGAAGGAUUCAGGAAGAAAUCUGAUGAAAUGGAGGCAGAGAUAAAUCGUCUGAAAAAUUUGAUUGAAAGUACUAAAAAGGAUAAAACUCCCUGGAUUGCACGGGCCCUGGACACACUUGCUGAUGGACUCACUGCAACCCUAGCUAUCCCUGGUAAACUAAUUGGCAAGGGUCUGAAUGCUUUGAGCUCACUGUUUAAAUAAGAUUAGUUUUCUUUAAAGAAAAUUAUAGAAUGUGCAUAUAUGCUCUGCCCUAUUUUAAGUGUGGAUGGUUUUUAAAUUUACUCACAAAAGUUUUAAACAUAAAAGGUGCCUACUAGAGGAUUUUAGUGCCUGACAUACAUUGAUAGAUUGAGAGUUGGUUUUAUUCAUUUAAAUUGAAAAACAAGCAUCAAUUUAUAACAGAAGUUGGCAAACUUGGCCUACAGACUAAACCUAUCCUGCUGCCUGUUAUUGUAAAUAAAGUUUUA
Messenger RNA from Myotis brandtii (Brandt's bat), 1948 nucleotides. Its product is annotated as guanylate-binding protein 6-like. The record is from RefSeq and is a predicted model, not a curated record. Gene Ontology annotation, biological process: defense response to Gram-positive bacterium; defense response to protozoan. Gene Ontology annotation, molecular function: GTPase activity; GTP binding. NCBI's taxonomy places the organism in Eukaryota, Metazoa, Chordata, Mammalia, Chiroptera, Vespertilionidae.